GAAACCUUUGUAGGUGCUGCAGUCAUGAGGUCCACACUCUUCCUCCACACUCUUCUGCACGGUUUAUAUCUUUGCUCUGCUCAGUGGUGCUACCAGAGUCAGUACUCAUGUGAUUAUAAAUGCAGAGAGCCUAGUCAGUGGUACAGGGAGUUUCCAGUGUGUGGCGGGCAAAGCCAAUCACCCAUUAACAUUGUCACUCGCAAGGCACAGCUUAAUCUGAGUCUAACCCCAGUCAUCUUUGAAGGCUACUCAGAUGUCCUCAAUGUCACUGUUCAAAACAUUGGAUAUGCGGCGGUCUUUACUCUCCCUUCCUCUGUGCGGAUCCGUGGUGGAGGUUUGCCUGACACCUACAAGGCUGUUCAGUUUCAUCUGCACUGGGGAUUGGAUGCUAAGCCAGGCUCAGAACAUACUGUGGAUGGAGAGCAGUACCCCAUGGAGCUCCAUAUUCUUCACAUAAAACAGAAUUACAACAGCCUAAAUGAAGCUAUGAAUGACUCAACAGGUGUAGCUGUUCUUGCCUUUCUAUUUGAGAUUUCUCCAGAGGAAAACAAGCAAUUCACUAAAGUGAUCAAGGUGUUGGAAAAGGUUCAGUGUUUUGGGAACAUCAGUGUAAUUCCAGAAUUCCGGCUGACUGACAUCUUGACCUCAGUGGAGAAACUGUCCAGUUACUACCGUUACUUAGGCUCACUAACCACACCAGGCUGCUUUGAGAACAUCAUAUGGACCAUCUUCCAUCAGUCUCUCCCUAUAGGCUACCAACAGAUGGUGCAAUUAACCCAACAGAUGUUGUUCUCUACUGGGAAACCCAUGACUGACACUUUCCGUCCAGUGCAGAAUCUUAAUGGGCGUAUUGUGUACAAAUCAAUGGCAGGUACAUAUGUGUUUUUAAGUCUAGUCACUCUGCUGCUGUGUCUCCUCUUUGUAUUUGGGCUGAUAAAAUGCACAGCCACAUAGUGUAUUAAAUUUACAAAUUGGUCAUUUUCCAAACAAAGGCAAUGUAUGUAGCUACAGUCCACCUUAGAUGAUACAGUACUAUAUUUGAAAGCACCUCAGCACACUGUAAAAGUAAAUAUUUCAUUAAAGAAUUCCCUAUAGCCUUUUAUAAACAAUAUAAUACUGUAGUCCCAAGUGUCUACAGUAUUGCAACUUUGCUUAAUUUUUUACAUUAAACCAAAAUGUUCUCCUAAUACAAAUGACCAUAAUUAUAUUUU
Molecule: messenger RNA, 1211 nt
Organism: Electrophorus electricus (electric eel)
Lineage: Eukaryota; Metazoa; Chordata; Actinopteri; Gymnotiformes; Gymnotidae
Gene: ca4c
Product: carbonic anhydrase IV c
Cellular component (GO): plasma membrane
Molecular function (GO): zinc ion binding; carbonate dehydratase activity
Source: RefSeq, a predicted model, not a curated record